Helianthus annuus (common sunflower) is the source of this 795-nucleotide messenger RNA. RefSeq lists its product as uncharacterized. NCBI's taxonomy places the organism in Eukaryota, Viridiplantae, Streptophyta, Magnoliopsida, Asterales, Asteraceae. The record is from RefSeq and is a predicted model, not a curated record. The transcript has a single exon. The coding region runs from base 1 to 795 and encodes 264 amino acids.
AUGUCGCACAAGACCCGGAAGCUAAAGAUUGAAUUCUCGGGUGAUAAGCUAACACGACGUGGCGGAUUUGAUUCAUCUUUGCUUAGAUCUCGAUAUCUCCAACACCUUUCUCUGAACAUUGAUUUUGGGCUUAAAAUCAGUCCAUCUCUGACAUGGGAUUUUCCGGCUCUAACCACUCUAACUAUUAAACGUGUUACAUUCACGUUACAACUUGUUAAUGAUGAUGCAAGUAAGUCUGUUGAUCUGUUUUCCCGAUUUCCGAAUCUGAAAACUCUUGCGUUGGAUGACUGUACGUUAUCUGAUAUUGAUACUUUCAUAAUCAAGUCAAGUGAGUUAGAGAGUCUAUACUUGAUCGGUAUUUAUCAUUCGUGUGAGUUUGUGGUCUCCGCUCCAAAACUUUCAUUGUUCACGUAUAACGGCAUUGCUCGGUUUUCGUUAUCAGCCAAAGAUCUCAAUUCAUUAAAUACAGUAAAUUUUCAAACGAUCUAUAGUAGAUCUAUUGAGGAGCAUUCUAUGUUACUUGAGUUAAUGAUCAAGACGUUCCAACAACUCUAUAAGGCAAAGUCUCUUACCAUAAACUUAGAAGCCUUGAAGCUUCUUUCUAUGUUCCCAGAAUUGUGUGAAAGACGAAAUUGCCCUUUCACAAGUCUGCAGAGUUUGACUGUGGUUUCAGGCCACUGGCUACCGCAUUCCUUGACUGGGUUUUCCGGUGUUUUUGAUUAUUUCAGUCGCAGCUCUCCGGCUCUUAAGAUUCAUAUCGAUUCGAAUCCAACACCUUUGCGGUUCCGUUAUUAG